Messenger RNA from Mytilinidion resinicola, 1876 nucleotides. RefSeq lists its product as uncharacterized. The transcript has 2 exons. The record is from RefSeq and is a predicted model, not a curated record. Bases 142 to 1701 code for a protein of 519 amino acids. Lineage: Eukaryota; Fungi; Ascomycota; Dothideomycetes; Mytilinidiales; Mytilinidiaceae. Gene Ontology annotation, molecular function: 1-alkyl-2-acetylglycerophosphocholine esterase activity.
GCGUGCUCUUUUUUUCUUCUCUAUUUCCUACUUCUCCCACGUCUAUCGCCUAGAAUAACAUUCACUACACUGUCUUGGCUACCGGCACCUCAUCUUGCGGCAAAGCGCCCGCUCAAUCUCUUCCAUCCGCUCAACCUCAACAUGUCCUUCCUCAGCCGCUUCAAUCCCACCCCGACGUUUCCCUCCUACACGGGCCCAUACAAGGUCGGAUCAGUGGACGUGGAGAUUCCAGCCACCGACCUGGCUUCUCCCAGUCCUGCACCGCCUUCUGCACCAUCUACAGUUGCAUUCCGCAUCUUCUAUCCCUGCGAAGCAGGCUCGAAUGAACGCCCAAUCAGGUGGAUACCAAACCCUCAGCGAGGUUAUGUGUCGGCGUAUGCGCGCUUUCUAGGCGCCAAUUCCGCUUUAUCUCACAUAUUUUCAGUAUUCCCCCAGCUGCUCUAUUACGUCUCUUUGCCUGUUUCUCGGAAUGCUCGGCUUCUCGAACCCCCCACGAAAACCGAACGAUGGCCCGUUAUCAUAUUCUCGCACGGUUUGGGAGGCUCCAGGAACGCAUAUUCGCAUUUAGUGGGCUCCCUGGCGAGUCACGGAGCUGUGGUCAUUGCUCCCGACCACCGGGAUGGAAGCGCGCCCAUAUCAUACGUGAGGGAGACAGAGAACACGCCGGCUGCGACCGUUGACUAUCGCCGGAUAGCCCACAAGCCGUCGCCGGAUGUGUACGAGCAGCGAAACGAGCAGUUGCGAAUCCGAUUAUGGGAACAGGGCAUGGUUUUCGACGCUCUACUCAAGAUUGAUGAAGGCAAAGUGGUGAACAACCUGGACCCAAAUCAUAGCACAAAAAGCCGGAAGCGCGAACGCUUUGAGGUCCUUUCAAUGUUCAAAAACAAGCUCGAUGUGCACCGGCCAGGUGCUAUAACUUGGGCUGGUCACAGUUUCGGGGCGACAACGACAAUCCAGCUUGUCAAAUCUACAUUUUACCACGCAUCUGCUGAUGAGAAGGAGGGCUACGUGCCUCUUUUCACACCCUCCGCGUCUUCAGAAAUCGUUAAACAAAUCACACCAGCGUCACCCGUCAUGCUAUUGGACUUGUGGUGUCUCCCCCUCCAGGGACCUUCUACCAGCUGGCUCAGGGAUAAGCCUAUGCCUUGCUACGCGCCCUCCGGCCCAGGCGGCACAGCUCUCCUCGCUAUCGAGAGCGAGGCGUUCUUCAAGUGGCAGGUCCAUCUAGAAGAGACAAAACGCGUCCUCUCUGAGUUCCCAGGGUCCAAUCCACCAGUCCAUACGAAGCCCGGUCCCCGAUUCUUCUAUCCCAUUUCCUCCGCACAUCUCUCGCAAUCCGACUUCGGCAUUCUGUUCUCGUGGGUCACAACCAAGGUGUUUGGCGCCAAAGAACCAGAGCGAGUGCUUCGACUUAAUGUACGUGCCAUGCUACAGGUCAUGCGAGACUGCGGGGUAGAGGUUGCAGAUACGAGUCGUGUCGAUAUGGAAGAGACGGGUGAAGUUGCUGCGACUGGCAAGGCGCAGGAUUGGAAGAUCCUAGAGCCGAAGGCUGGCACUAUCGCGGGUUGGAUCCCGCUGACUACAGACCUGGAUUCUAAUGUUGCGAAAGAGAAGAUCAGCGAGGCGCCGUCGGAUGCUGUUGUUGAAGGCGAAGUUAUGGGGGAAAUGACUGUAGAAAAUGGUAAGAGGGAAGCUGCGUAAUAGACUAAGCAGCGUGAACAUUUGGCACCUUGCGGCAUUGGAUAGGCGUUAUAUUAUGAAUCUGACGGAUACCUUACCUGUAGACAGCUGGCAUACCAUCGCGAACGGUAGGUAAGCACAAGCACUAGAUCUCUUCACAUAAUUUAGAUACUUAAAGGUAACGAUUUUCUGCCAU